AGGGUGUGAUGUCAUAGCCAGCUCCACGCACCAGGGUGGGGCGGGGGCGGAGGCGAGGUGGUGGCCAAGCAGCAGCCAGCACUCCAUCAGCUAAGGACUCAUCCACCGGCGUCAUGGCUUCCUAAUAGUCGUGGGGGACUGAAUGAGAGCGAAAAACAAGCCCGCUUGUCUCCAAGGCCCUGACGCGCUAUAACCCUUUUCCCGCUGAACCAAGGAGGGGGGGCUUGCUCGCCCAAUAUAGAUUUUUUUUGUUUUUUUUUUAAUUAUUUGUCGAAAUUUGAGUGUUCAACUCCCCCCCGACGUUUGAAGGCAAGCACCGCGGUGGUGGAAGAUGGCCGAUCCGGCGGAGUGCACCAUCAAAGUGAUGUGCCGUUUUAGGCCUCUCAACAGCUCCGAGGUGACCAGAGGAGACCGAUACAUUCCCAAAUUCCAGGGGGAAGACACCGUUAUCAUCUCGAGCAAACCAUACAUGUUUGAUCGAGUCUUUCAGUCCAGCACAACACAGGAGCAAGUGUACAAUGCCUGUGCCCAAAAAAUCGUCAAAGAUGUUCUUGAAGGAUACAAUGGGACAAUAUUUGCAUAUGGCCAGACGUCCUCUGGGAAAACACACACCAUGGAGGGGAAUCUCCACGACACAGACUCCAUGGGCAUUAUCCCUAGGAUAGUGCAGGACAUCUUCAACUACAUCUACUCCAUGGAUGAAAACCUGGAGUUUCACAUCAAAGUUUCCUAUUUUGAAAUUUACUUAGAUAAGAUCCGGGACCUGUUGGAUGUGUCAAAGACCAAUCUUUCAGUGCACGAAGACAAAAACAGAGUACCCUAUGUGAAGGGCUGCACUGAGCGCUUUGUUUGCAGUCCAGACGAGGUCAUGGAUACCAUUGACGAAGGAAAAUCCAACAGACAUGUAGCAGUCACUAACAUGAACGAGCACAGCUCCAGGAGUCAUAGCAUCUUCCUGAUCAAUGUCAAGCAGGAGAACACCCAAACAGAGCAGAAGUUAAGCGGGAAACUGUACCUGGUGGAUCUGGCCGGUAGUGAAAAGGUCAGCAAAACUGGAGCGGAGGGAGCUGUAUUGGAUGAAGCCAAGAACAUCAAUAAGUCGCUGUCAUCCCUUGGGAACGUCAUCUCCGCUCUGGCUGAAGGAACUGCCUACAUCCCAUAUCGAGACAGCAAGAUGACGCGUAUCCUUCAAGAUUCACUGGGUGGCAACUGUCGCACCACUAUCGUCAUAUGUUGCUCGCCCUCCUCCUAUAACGAGGCUGAAACCAAAUCAACCCUCAUGUUUGGACAAAGAGCAAAAACCAUCAAGAACACAGUGACUGUCAACGUGGAGUUGACGGCGGAACAGUGGAAGCAGAAGUAUGAGCGGGAGAAGGAAAAGAACAAGACCCUGAGAAACACUGUCACCUGGUUGGAGAAUGAACUCAAUCGCUGGAGGAACGGCGAGAGUGUGCCGCUGGAGGAGCAGUUCGACAAGGAGAAGGCCAACGCCGAGGUGUUGGCAUUGGACAACAUUCUUAACGACAAGCCGGCGUCCACGCCCAACGUGCCUGGCGUGCGCUUAACUGACGUGGAAAAGGACAAGUGUGAGGCUGAACUGUCUAAGCUGUACAAGCAGCUGGAUGACAAGGAUGAAGAGAUCAACCAGCAGAGCCAGCUGGCCGAGAAGCUAAAACAGCAGAUGUUGGACCAGGAAGAGCUGCUGGUAUCGUCACGCCGCGACCACGAGAACCUCCAAGCAGAGCUCAACCGCCUGCAAGCUGAGAAUGAAGCCUCCAAGGAGGAGGUGAAGGAGGUACUUCAGGCUCUCGAGGAGUUGGCAGUCAACUACGAUCAGAAGAGCCAGGAGGUGGAGGACAAGACCAAGGAGUUUGAGGUCAUCAGUGAGGAGCUCUGCCAGAAAUCGUCUCUGCUGUCAUCUGUGGACUCUGAGCUCCAGAAGCUGAAGGAGAUGUCCAACCACCAGAAAAAGAGGGUUACAGAGAUGAUGUCGUCACUUCUCAAAGACUUGUCCGAGAUUGGCAUUGCCGUGGGCAGCAACGACAUGAAGCAGCAUGACGGGGGCAGUGGCCUGAUCGACGAGGAUUUCACGGUGGCUCGUCUGUACAUCAGCAAGAUGAAGUCGGAGGUCAAGAGCAUGGUGAAGCGGUGCAAACAGCUUGAGGGCACCCAGUCAGAAAGUAACAAGAAGAUUGAUGAGAACGAGAAGGAACUUGCCGCGUGCCAGCUGCGCAUCUCACAGCACGAGGCCAAGAUCAAGUCCCUGACAGAGUACCUUCAAAAUGUGGAGCACAAGAAAAGGCAGCUAGAGGAGAAUGUGGACUCUCUCAACGAAGAGCUGGUCAAACUUAGCGCACAGGAGAAAGUCCAUGCCAUGGAGAAGGAGAAUGAGAUCCAGACUGCCAACGAAGUCAAGGAAGCUGUGGAGAAGCAGAUCCACUCUCACCGCGAGGCUCACCAGAAACAGAUCAGCAGCCUGAGGGAUGAGCUGGACAACAAAAAGCAACUCAUCACUGAGCUGCAGGAUUUGAACCAGAAGAUCAUGCUGGAGCAAGAGAGGCUGCGAGUGGAGCAUGAGAAACUCAAGUCCACCGACCAGGAUAAGAGCCGCAAGCUGCAUGAGCUCACGGUGAUGCAGGACAGGCGGGAGCAGGCCAGGCAGGACCUAAAGGGUCUGGAGGAGACAGUGGCAAAAGAACUGCAGACACUGCACAACCUGAGGAAACUCUUUGUCCAAGAUUUGGCCACACGUGUGAAAAAGAGUGCCGAGAUGGACUCUGAUGACACUGGGGGCAGUGCGGCCCAGAAGCAGAAAAUAUCCUUUCUUGAAAACAAUCUUGAGCAGCUCACCAAGGUUCACAAACAGCUGGUACGUGACAAUGCAGACCUUCGGUGUGAGCUUCCAAAACUGGAGAAGCGCCUUCGUGCUACGGCUGAGCGGGUCAAGGCCCUUGAGUCUGCACUAAAGGAAGCCAAAGAGAACGCUGCACGUGACCGCAAGCGCUACCAACAGGAGGUGGACCGCAUCAAGGAGGCCGUAAGGGCCAAGAAUAUGGCCAGGCGGGGGCACUCGGCCCAGAUAGCUAAGCCCAUCCGGCCUGGGCAGCAGCCUGUGGCAUCUCCCACGCACCCCAACAUCAACCGCAGUGGAGGAGGUUUCUACCAGAACAGCCAGACAGUGUCAAUCAGAGGUGGCGGUUCCGCCAAGACUGACAAAAAUUGAAAAAAAGCACGAAAGACGAAGGCUGGCACCACAGAAGAAGCUGAUAUCAUCCAACAUCCCCCCCCUCUCCUCUAAUUCCCCUCACCGCCCCCCCUUGGCCCUGUCAUUCCUCUACAGCUUCACAGUCGCCCAGGAGUGAGUGACCAGAUUAUAAAUAUAUAUAAAUAUAAAUAUUCCUGGCUGUACAGCUCUGAACCGCUUACAUACCUGUCAUCACAGAAAAAGACGAUAGAACAACACGAGCUACUAAAAAUAAGAUAUCCAAACAAACAGCUGCAGCAGCCUUGGCCAGCAAAAGCUGCACGCGACCUGAAUGUGUAGCUUUCCCUUUUUUUUUUUUUUUUUUAAAGCACUCGUCUGUCCUAAAGUAGUUGAGCACUGCAGCCUCACCACCACCACCCCGAGCUGAAUGUAAUGCUAAUAUAAUAAGUAAUAAAAGACAAAAAAAAAAAAAAAGCCGGACAUAGCUUUGUAGGUGAAAUCGAGCUCUGUACAUUUACAUGUUUGCUCACUUUCUCAAUGUAGAUUCUUUAAAAGGAUGACAUCAUUCGAUACAUAUGUGCGUCUGUGUGUGUAUCACAUGCUGUUUAUACUAAUGCAGGGUGGGCCAAAUGGUCAGUAGAUGCAUUUCAAAAUGUUUUCAUUUUAUUAGAUUUACAGGUUAUAUCCUGGCAUCCUAUCCUUCCUUUUUAUCCAUCCAUUCUAUCUUCUAUCCUUCCUUGGUUUGAACAUACUUUUCUGCCAUUCAUCCUUCCUCUUUCAUACACCCAUUUACUUCCUUUUACCAUCCUCUCAUCCUGAGAUCCCGUCUUUCUUGCUAUAGCCUACCCCGCUCCCCUCAUUCUUCCCUCAUGUCACUUUCCUCAUAACUCCCUUGUUUCCUACAUCUAUCCUUCCUCCCUUUUUGCAUCCCAUCUUCCUUGAUUCCACAUUGUCCCUCCUCAUUCUCUGCCUUUAGUCCAUAUUUCCUUCUAACAUACCUUAUUGCCGCCCUACUUUCCUUCUAAUGGUAUUCCAUCACUGUUCCCUUCCUUGCAUCAUCUUAACUUCCAUUUCCUCCCUCCAUCCCUUCCAUAUAUUCCCUUAGUCUUUCCUUGCUUUCAUCACAGUGUUGUCUUGCAUCCAUCCUAAUUUCCAUAGUUCUCUCUUCCUCCAGUAAGUGAAUUCAAAAUGAGUAUCUGCCUCCUUUUGUCCCAUCUUGCUUAUAAAACACAUGAAAGUUUGGCGCUAGUGACUCCUCACACUACUGGCGUGCAUCUUUAUCGUUGUACAGAGAUUGUCCAAAUUUUGUCAGCGCACCACUCACUUCCUGCUCACAUGGCGGUGGAGGAGGAGGAAGGAAAAAAAAUAAAAACAAAAAGCCAAGACGUGCAAGCCUGUACUGUAGAUGUAUUGAACUGGACACCUAUGGAGGCCAAUUGUUUUUAUGGUUAACUUAAAGCUGUAUACUCGUUGUCACAGAACGGAAAAGGAACUGAUGCCGAUGAUUCAGGCCAUGCUUUUUCAGGCCCUCUACGCUAACUUUGUAAAGCUAUGUGUGUGUUUUUACCCAUCUUGACGAAUAUUUAUAGCCACCUCGGCUGUUUUGUUCUCCCCAUACGUCUCGCCUGCCUAUAUACUUCUGUGCUCCUUUGACUGCUUUGAAUGUGUCCCGUAGUCCUUACGUGCAUACUAGAGGACGGCUGGUGAUCUGAUGGUCAGAAAAAAGCAAGAACGAAACACAAGCCGUCGGAAAGAUAUAUUUAAUUCAAUAAAAAGUUGUAGGAUUUUCUUUUUUAUUACAGCUGAUUUUGGGUUAUGUUGUGUGCAGCCCCCCCCCCUUCUUUUCUGUGCCCAGUGAAGCCCCAGAGCAUUGUUACAGAGGACUAUUAAACUCACACUAAAAGGAAAACAAGAAAUGCAUAACUAUUAAAGUUGUAAUCUUGUGAGAAUAAAGACCUAUUUAAAAUACA
Molecule: messenger RNA, 5175 nt
Organism: Syngnathoides biaculeatus (alligator pipefish)
Lineage: Eukaryota; Metazoa; Chordata; Actinopteri; Syngnathiformes; Syngnathidae
Product: kinesin-1 heavy chain
Exons: 26
Coding region: 332-3223 (963 amino acids)
Biological process (GO): microtubule-based movement
Molecular function (GO): microtubule binding; microtubule motor activity; ATP binding
Source: RefSeq, a predicted model, not a curated record